Molecule: messenger RNA, 822 nt
Organism: Glycine soja
Lineage: Eukaryota; Viridiplantae; Streptophyta; Magnoliopsida; Fabales; Fabaceae
Exons: 4
Coding region: 85-822 (245 amino acids)
Source: RefSeq, a predicted model, not a curated record
AGCACUGACAUCGUCAUUGAUCCUCCAUCUCCCAUCAAACGACACGUGAAGUGGAAGCUAGCCCGCACCAAGAAAACUGGUGACAUGACAUCUGAAGCAGCAAAGGAAAUUGCUGACAAGAUUGAUGCGCUUGAGGAGCAGGCCUCACAGGGUUCCUUUGUUACCCAUGGACGUCAUGAUAUACUGACUGCUGCCAUUGGGCGACCAGAACACCCUGGUCGUGUGCGUGCUGUAGGAGCCGGUAUAACCAUCAAACAAUACUUUGGAUCAGCUUCAAGGACCUCCUCCAUUGCUCCCGAAUACCUGCAACAGUUGACGCAACAAAUCAAGGACCAACUAGAGGAUUCAAUCACAGAAAAAGUCACUCGACGGCUAAUGUUAUCCCUCAGCCAAAUGCAAUCACAGGGACUUGCACUGCCUCCUGAACCUGAUGUUGGUCCUUCAGCUGCUCGUGUCAGCACAAAGGAGAGUUGUGUUGAUCCCUCAGGGAACGAUCUAGACACCGGUGACUCAUACAAAUGUGGGUUGUAUAUUGAAGAAUAUUCUUCUCGCCUGGUUGCCCUGGGAAGAGUUUAUGAGGGAUCUACAACAAUUCACAACAUUCCCUUGCUGCAUGAUCAAGUUAAGGUUGGUGUUGAGGAGAUUAGAGAUGUAGAUGCUCCCAUUCCUGUACCCACUAAAGAGGUUAAGGUCAUGGGACAGGCUCUUAACACAUUCCUUGCUUGGCUGACACAUCUAGUCAAGCGUUUAUCAGAACAGGGAGCUGUGAGACCCGCGAAACCUGCAGAUAGGCCAGAUGAUGAGUGCUUUGAAAGGACUUGA